Colletotrichum higginsianum IMI 349063 is the source of this 1701-nucleotide messenger RNA. RefSeq names its product Cytochrome P450. The transcript has 7 exons. Gene Ontology annotation, molecular function: iron ion binding; heme binding; oxidoreductase activity, acting on paired donors, with incorporation or reduction of molecular oxygen. NCBI's taxonomy places the organism in Eukaryota, Fungi, Ascomycota, Sordariomycetes, Glomerellales, Glomerellaceae. Bases 1 to 1701 code for a protein of 566 amino acids. The record is from RefSeq and is a predicted model, not a curated record.
AUGGAUGCCGUGCCCCUUUUCGUCAGCUUCCUAGGCGUUGUUCUCGUCGUCUAUCUCGUCGAGCGAGCACUCAACACCGUCAAGAAUGGUCGCCGUCCUCCGCUGCCGCCCGGUCCCAAGGGCCUCCCGAUCAUCGGCAACGUGAACGAUUUACCGAAGCCGGGCGAGUUCGAGGCUCAACACUGGCUGAAGCACAAGGAACUCUAUGGGCCCAUCAGCUCCAUCACGACAAUGGGACAGACCUUGGUGAUUGUCAACGACGCGCGUUUGGCGACUGAGCUCCUGGAUGGGCGUUCGGCCAAGCACUCCUCGAGACCCAUGCAGGUCAUGACGGGCGAAAUGAAUGCCGGCAUCUUCUUGACACUGACACAUCGGGACGGCGGCAGGGUCGGCUACAAGGACCUGCUGGGUGGCUUGCCAUAUGGCGAACAAUUCCGCGCCCAGCGCAAGGACGUGAGCCGUGUCUUGGGCACCAAGGCGGCCGCGGCGAAGUACAACACCCUGCAAGAAGCCGAGGUGGGCCAUUUCCUGCUCCAUCUGCUCGACGACCCGGACAAUUUGGUUGAAUACAUCAGAAGGGAGGCCGGCUCGUUGAUUCUCAAGAUCACGUACGGGUACACGGCGGAGGCAUUCAAAAAGGACCCGUUACUGGAGAUGGUUGGAGAAAUGGCGGACAACCUCAUCAACGGCGCCGUCCCUGGCGCCUUUCUGGUCGACAGCUUCCCCUUCCUCUGCCCCGGCACCUCCGGUAACCCCCCACCGGCUUGCCGACUCUCUGACAUUGACGAUGAAGUCCGCUACCUGCCCGACUGGGUUCCCGGGACCGGGUUCAAGCAGAUCGCCAAGCAGUGGAAGGUCCAGAUGGAGGAAACCAGAGACAAGCCGUACGCUUUCGUCGAGCACCAGAUGGCGCAGGGCAAAGACAACGUCUCGUUCCUCUCGCGCCUCCUCGAAUCGGAAGACCCCUCGCCGGCGAAGGAGCACAACGACAAAUUCAUGGCACUGUCUAUGUACGGAGGCGGCGCCGACACAACAGUAUCCUCCAUCGCCUCGUUCUUCCUGGCCAUGAUGGUGUAUCCCGAGGUUCAGCAAAAGGCCCAGGAAGAGAUCGACCGCGUCGUGGGACAAGACAGGCUGCCCAACGCCCACGACCGCGAAAGGCUGCCGUACAUCGACGCGAUAGUGAAGGAGCUAAUGCGGUGGAACCCCAUCGGGCCCAUGGGGCUCCCUCAUUCCAGUACGGAAGACGACGUGUUCGAGGGCUACUUCAUCCCCAAGGGCGCCAUGGUGAUGCCCAACAUCUGGCACUUCGCGCGCGACCCCGAGAAGUACCCCGAGCCAACGGCCUUCAAGCCCGAGCGUUUCCUCGCCAGCGACGGCCACGAACCGGAAGCCGACCCCCAGAAGUUCGUCUUCGGGUACGGCCGGCGCGUCUGCCCGGGACGCAUCCUCGCCGACAACUCCAUCUUCCUCAACGUGGCGCAGACGCUCGCCGUGUACAGCCUGACCAAGCCGGUCCGCGACGGCAGGGUGGUCGAGCCGAGGAUCAAGUUCACGUCGGGGGUGGUCAGCCACCCGGAGCCGUUCGAGAUCUCCAUCAAGCCGCGGUCGGCCCGUCACGAGGGCCUGAUCCGCGCCAUCGAGGAGACUUUCCCAUGGGAGCAGAGUGACGCCCAGACGCUGGAGAGGAUGGAGGUUUGA